This is a messenger RNA of Helianthus annuus (common sunflower), 2046 nucleotides long. Its product is annotated as protein NRT1/ PTR FAMILY 1.2. Gene Ontology annotation, molecular function: transmembrane transporter activity. Lineage: Eukaryota; Viridiplantae; Streptophyta; Magnoliopsida; Asterales; Asteraceae. Bases 22 to 1764 code for a protein of 580 amino acids. Gene Ontology annotation, biological process: transmembrane transport; oligopeptide transport. The transcript is spliced from 4 exons. The record is from RefSeq and is a predicted model, not a curated record. Gene Ontology annotation, cellular component: plasma membrane.
AGAAGAGAGAGAGAGAGACACAUGGAGGAUCCUUCUACAGAAAAAGGUGAAAUGAAACAAGCAAACUCAUCAGGAAUUCGAAAGGGCGGUCUAAGAACCAUGCCAUUCAUCUUAGCAAAUGAAUCAUUUGAAAAAGUGGCAAGUUUUGGACUAUCUCCAAACAUGAUAAAAUACCUCAUGGUUGAUUACCAUAUGAGUUACGCUAGGGGCACAAAUGUCGUUUUAAACUGGACGGCGGCGACCAAUUUCUUACCGUUCUUCGGAGCUUUUCUCUCCGAUUCAUAUAUCGGCCGGUUCCUCACCAUUUUUCUUGGUUCCAUCUUUAGUCUCAUGGGCAUGAUCCUUCUAUGGUCAACAACAAUGUUCCCUAACACAAAACCACCCCCUUGUGACAUUCGGCUGCCUCAUUCGUGUAAAUCGCCAACAUUCAGUCAAAAUACUCUCCUUUUUUGGGCUUUUGCUUUUAUGUCCAUUGGAGCUGGUGGGGUCCGCCCAUGUUCUUUGGCAUUUGGGGCGGACCAAAUCGACUCCAAGGAUAAUGCAAAGCGAGGGAGGCUGUUGGAGAGCUUCUUUGGAUGGUUUUAUGCCACAUCUAUUAUGGCUGUCAUGAUUGCACUUACGGGCAUUGUUUAUAUUCAAGAACAUUAUGGAUGGAGAAUUGGGUUUGGAGUCCCGGUUAUUCUCAUGUUCUUCUCUACUUUUAUCUUUGUCGUCGCGUAUCCUCUUUACUAUAAUAUGAAGGUCGAAAAAAGCUUAUUUACUAGCUUGUGUCAAGUGAUAUCGGUGGCUUGGAAAAAUAGAAAGCUUGAGUUACCCAACUCGGUUGAUGCCUCGUGGUACAACAAAACUGAUGCAAACGUCACUAAGCCGACCGAUAAGUUAAGGUUCUUGAACAAGGCUUGCAUUCUUAGCAAAUCCGAAGGUAUGACCUUUGAAGAUCCUUGGACCAUAUGCACGGUUGAUCAAGUCGAAGAGCUAAAGGCACUCGUUAAAGUGAUCCCAUUAUGGUCUUCAUGUAUAAUGUUAUCAGUCCUCAUGAGCCAAAUCACAUUUCCUGUCGUCCAAGCUUCAACCAUGGACCGACACAUCACAUCAACACUUGAAAUCCCCGCUGCCUCAUUCGGCUUUUUCACAAUCGUAACGAUAUUGGUUUGGGUUGUACUAUAUGACCGCGCUAUCAUCCCUUUAUUAUCGAAAAUUCAAGGGAAGCCCGCUUAUAUAAAUGUAAAACUAAGAAUAGGGGCGGGCCUCGUGAUCUCAAUAAUCGCGACAGUCAUUGUAGGGCUUGUAGAGCACAUAAGAAGAAAUAAAGCUAUUGAAGAAGGGCUUUUGAAUAAUCCUCAAGGGGUUGUAAAAAUGUCCGCGAUGUGGCUUAUUCCACAUCAUGUCCUAUACGGGUUGGCGGAUGGUUUGAACAUAAUUGGUCAAAUAGAGUUCUACUAUCAUGAAUUCCCGAAGAGUAUGACAAGUAUCGCGUCCGCUCUUUAUAUGCUCGGCUCGGGGUUUGGACACUUGUUUGCUAGUGUUAUUCUAAGCAUUGUGGAUGGUUUAACAAAAGGGGAUGGAAAAGAGAGUUGGGUUGCUACUAAUAUUAAUCAGGGUCAUUAUGAUAAGUAUUAUUGGCUCCUUGGUAUUAUGAGUUGCAUAAAUAUUUUGUAUUUUGUUAUUUGUAGUCGGGCUUACGGACCGCGUGCAGAUAAAAUGGUAGUCGAGGCUGAUCAUAAAACUAGUGACUCCAGCGACGAACGUGGGUCGAGAAACUAGGAUUAUAAGUUUGAACGGUUUAUAUGUUUCGAGCUCUACAUUUGCAGAUGCAUUUGUAGUUUAUUAAAGUUAAUGUUACGUGUCUAAGUGUUUAUGUGGUUUUCACAGUUCUGUUUUGAAUUUACCAUUAUAUAUGUGUAUUUUUUUUAUUUAUUUUUUUGAGCUUUACAUCUGUAGAGGCACAUUGAUUGCAAAACCAAAAGUAAGUUGAGUAUUUGCAAGAUUUGUGCGAACAACUGUACCAUACACUUUAUAAAGGAUGUCACAGAAAUAUUCAUAUUA